Messenger RNA from Euleptes europaea (tarantolino), 849 nucleotides. It is a transcript of the gene POU2AF2, whose product is annotated as POU class 2 homeobox associating factor 2. The transcript is spliced from 5 exons. Gene Ontology annotation, molecular function: POU domain binding; DNA binding. The coding region runs from base 1 to 849 and encodes 282 amino acids. Lineage: Eukaryota; Metazoa; Chordata; Lepidosauria; Squamata; Sphaerodactylidae. The record is from RefSeq and is a predicted model, not a curated record.
AUGGAGACGGUCCCUGCAGAUUAUGGCAAGCGAGUUUAUCAAGGAGUGCGAGUGAAGCACACAGUGAAGGAUCUGCUGGCGGAAAAGCGGUCAAGACAGACGAGCGGCUCACGCUUCAACGGCAGCGUCGCAACCACACAGUCGUCGUUUCUCCCUCUCACAGGUUCCCCAGCUGUGUCUGGCUACUACGGGGUUCGGCGGUCCCUGAUGGCAGAUGUGGAUUUACAAAGUAGUAAGCAGAUCCCCAGCGAAGUCUAUGCAUCUUCCCUCCUAGCAAAGCCCUUUGCGUAUGAAUCCCAUGGGGUUCAGGGCUACCCUUCUUUGCUGGACACCUAUUUCAGUGACCAAUACGGGGACCACCGUGUCACGCCGGUGACCUCUGGCACUACAUCCCUCUUCGGAGCCUCGCCAUUACCCUCCGUCGUGCCAUCUUUCCCAAGUGACUCUGCUCACUUUUUAAGUGAGCAAGCCCUGCCCGACAGCCUUGGCCAACCAGACGUCUGUUCCGACUCCUUGCAAGCCUCUUCUGCCUCAGGCUUCCUUUCCUCCCAUGAGCCGGGAGGGCCUUCCCAGUACCGAAAUCCCAGCUGGAAUUCCCCUCUUGCUGGAACUCAGUCCUACUCCUUGCACGCUCUCGAAGACGUCCACUACACCUCCGGCUACUCAACUGCCUCCCCGUACCCUUUCUCAUCUUUUAUGACCGUGGCCAACGAUCUGGCACCCAAGAUGCUCCAUGCCUCGCCAGAGGAAUCUGCAGACACCACCUCUCUCCACGACUCUGGCUCUCUCUGGCCAAAGGAAGAUGGGAACCCGCUUUGGGGGUCCUACGAAUGUCGAAGGACUUACUAA